Molecule: messenger RNA, 1462 nt
Organism: Neltuma alba
Lineage: Eukaryota; Viridiplantae; Streptophyta; Magnoliopsida; Fabales; Fabaceae
Exons: 1
Coding region: 170-1330 (386 amino acids)
Source: RefSeq, a predicted model, not a curated record
ACAGUUGGGCUCAGUCUUGUAAAGGCGGCUUCCUGUCGCCUCUCUCUCUCUUUCUCUUUCCUCGCGCCUUCCUCCUCUCUCUCCUCUAUUUAUUCUCACUUUCUCACUUUCUCUCGCCGACACUCUCUCUCACACCCACAGCGGAACCACCCGUUAACUACGUUCAGGCAUGGAGGUCGAAGUGGUGGUGCCGUCUCCGGCGCCGGACAACUUCAACUUCGACAGCAACUGCUCCUCCCCUUACAUCACUGCUCCUUCUAGUCCUCAACGUUUCGGCAACUUCUUCUUCAGUGCCCCCACCAGUCCCAAUCGCUCUCCUUCCCCUUUCUUCCUCAACGACGAUGACUUGCCCAGACACUCCUCUGCUUCUUCUUCUUCCUCUGUCCCUUUCCUCUGGGAAGAAAAGCCCGGCGUUCCCAAAUCCAAACCCACCAACAGCACCGAACAGGACAGGGAUGGGAUUGGGAACGAAGACUUUGAAUUCGACUUCAGUGGGCACUUGGACAGAACUGCUUUGACAGCAGAUGAGCUCUUCGAUGGUGGAAAAAUCCGGCCGUUGAAGCCACCUCCGCGGCUGCAUUCCGGCGACGGGAAUAGCUCUCCGGCGUCGAACUCGAAUAUGCCAUCUCCGAGGUCGAGAAUCUCUGAGGGAAAGAGAAUCGUUCAAGAGGCGUUUUCCCCACGACAUCAGAAAAGGAAUUUCGAUCCAUUCGCAGCUGCCAUGGAAGAAGCCCGUAAGAGUGAAGGAUGGCGAGAAGAUCAGAAAAGCCGAGGGAGAGAAAGAACUUUUAGGACGAAUUCUGGUCGUAAAGGAAGCAGAUCAUUGUCUCCUUUGAGGGUCUCUGACAUUAUGAGUGACUCUGUCUCUGAGGACUUUUCGCAAACAGGCAAAAGAGUUUCUUCUUCUUCAACAAGCUACUCAAAGCCCACCACGCCUACUUCAUCGUUAUUAUCAUCGAUCUCGUUCACAAAAGGUUACAGAAAAUGGAGGCUGAAGGAUUUUCUGCUGUUUCGGAGUGCUUCCGAGGGGAGAGCCACGGACAAAGACCCUCUGAGAAAGUACACGAUGCUGUCGAAGAAGGCAGGGGAAGAGGACGCGAAGGACUCAAGUUUCCGGUCCUCGGAGGGGUCGGGUACGGGAUCAACGUCACGGAGGAGAGGGGCGGCGGUUUCAGCCCACGAAUUGCAUUACACGGUGAACAGAGCGGCUGCAGAAGAGAUGAAGAAGAAGACGUUCUUGCCUUACAAGCAGGGAUUGUUAGGCUGCUUGGGCUUCAAUCCUGGAAUGCAUGGCAUCUCCAGAGGAAUUGGAUCUUUCUCACGUCCAUGAUCAUCCACAUUAAUUUCUGGUUGCAUCUUCUUCUCCAACAAAACCUUCAUUUUGCUUCUGGCGAAAAAGAGAGAGAGCGUGAAAAUCAUACUGUAUAAUUUUCCCAUGAGAUAAUGUACCUAUUAUCACCUA